AUGCUGACGAAGCUCCAGCUCUCCCUGUCGGUCACCCUGCUGUUUGCCUGUGGCUUCCUCUACCAGUUCACCCUGAAGUCCAGCUGCCUCUUCACUUACUUGCUUCCCUACAAGCCUCAGCAGGGGCUGCAAGCCCUCCUGGGCCAUGGGCGCAGCAUUGUGUUCCUGGAGACUUCAGAGAGAGUGGAGCCAUCCCCGCUGGUCUCCUGUGCUGUGGAGUCAGCUGCUAAGGUUUACCCUGAGCAGCCCGUGCUGUUACUAAUGAAAGGGCUCAACAAUUCCAUGCCGCUGCCCCCAAACGCCACUUCUCCAGCCCUUUCCCUCCUCUCAGCAAUAGACAAUGUUUUCCUCUUCCCUUUGGAUAUGAAAAGCCUGUUUGAAGACACACCGUUGUUCUCGUGGUACGCUCAAGUCAACAGCAAUGCAGAGAGAUACUGGCUCCACAUCAGUUCAGAUGCAUCCCGCCUGGCCUUCAUCUGGAAGUAUGGCGGUAUCUACAUGGACACCGAUGUCAUCUCCAUCAGACCCAUCCCUGAGGACAACUUUCUGGCUGCACAGAAAUCUCAGUUCUCUAGCAAUGGGGUGUUUGGAUUCCUUCCCCACCACCCUUUCCUGUGGGAGUGCAUGGAAAACUUUGUGGAAAAUUACAAUCCAAAAAUUUGGGGCCACCAGGGUCCCCAACUGAUGACAAGGAUUUUGAGAGUAUGGUGCAAACUCAGAGACUUCCAGGAGGUGAGUGACCUCAAGUGUUUAAACUUCUCUUUCCUACACCCCCAAAGAUUCUACCCUAUCUCUUUCCAAGCGUGGAGGCGCUACUAUGAAGUCUGGGACACAGAGCCGAGCUUCAACGAAUCCUAUGCCCUGCAUCUGUGGAACUACAUGAACCAGGAAGGGAAGGCUGUGGUUAGAGGAAGCAACACGCUGGUGGAAAAUCUCUACCGUAAGCACUGUCCCAAGACAUACAGGGACUUGCUUCAAGGUCCACAGGGGCUGGUGACUGUGGAGCAGGGCUCAGGUAACAGAUAGAGCCAAUGCUGGCUCACUGGU
Hippopotamus amphibius kiboko is the source of this 1047-nucleotide messenger RNA. It is a transcript of the gene A4GNT, whose product is annotated as alpha-1,4-N-acetylglucosaminyltransferase. Gene Ontology annotation, molecular function: acetylglucosaminyltransferase activity. Bases 1 to 1026 code for a protein of 341 amino acids. The record is from RefSeq and is a predicted model, not a curated record. The transcript is spliced from 2 exons. Gene Ontology annotation, biological process: protein O-linked glycosylation. NCBI's taxonomy places the organism in Eukaryota, Metazoa, Chordata, Mammalia, Artiodactyla, Hippopotamidae.